UUCAAGGAAAGUAUAUUUAAUUCUUGUGAUAUCCUCCUAUAUAAACCCCUUGCCAUUGUAUAGAUAAAAAAAAUGUCUCAAUUGUAAAACGUAUCGAUCCCCAAUGUCUACUGAAGGAGAUUGUACAAACAUGGAGGAAGUAGAGAUAAAAAAGUGGAAGGAGACAAUGAACAAGAAGAGCCUCAAAGAAAGAACGACAUCAAUGGCUAACUCACUCACUAUUGAGGCUGGAAUAGUUUCCAACAUCACUAAUCACUCUUCAAAGUUGGGUUGGAUGGCUACUCUUGCUUUGACAUUUCAAAGUUUGGGAGUUGUAUAUGGUGAUAUUGGAACAUCUCCACUUUAUGUUCUUGCAAGCACCUUUCCAAAGGGUAUUGAUCACACUGAUGACAUUCUUGGGGUCUUAUCUCUCAUAUAUUACACCAUUUUGGCACUCCCAUUGCUCAAAUAUGUCUUUAUUGUACUUAAGGCUAACGACAAUGGCAAUGGUGGGGCAUUUGCACUAUAUUCAUUGCUAUGUAGGCAUGCCAAUGUGAGUUUGAUUCCAAAUCAACAACCAGAGGACAUGGAGCUUUCUAACUACAAAUUAGAAACACCAUCUAGCAACCAACAAUUGAAGAAGAAGCUUGAAAAUAGUCAUUUUGCACGUGUUCUUCUUUUAUUUAUGACUAUAUUGGGAACUACCAUGGUUAUAGGUGAUGGGGUUUUCACUCCACCAAUGUCAGUUAUUUCAGCAGUAAACGGAAUCAGUUCUAAAUUGGGUCAAGAUUAUGUUGUGAGUAUCACUAUAGCAAUAUUGGUGAUCCUUUUUUGUGCACAAAGAUUUGGUACUAGCAAAGUAGGAUUUUCAUUUGCUCCAAUUUUAACCAUAUGGUUUAUAUUAAUUGGAGCAACUGGUAUUUACAACGUGUUCAAAUAUGAUGUCAGAGUAUUACUUGCUAUCAAUCCAAAAUAUAUUGUUGAUUACUUCCAACGCAAUGGAAAAAAUGCGUGGAUGUCAUUAGGUGGAGUAUUUUUAUGCAUCUCAGGUUGUGAGGCCAUGUUUGCUGACUUGGGUCACUUCAACGUUCGAGCCAUCCAAAUGAGCUUCUCUUUUAUUACACUUCCAGCAAUAUUGGCAGCAUAUAGUGGACAAGCAGCAUAUCUUAGAAAGUUUCCCCACACUGUGUCAAAUAUUUUCUAUGAAUGCAUACCCGGUCCUUUGUAUUGGCCAACAUUUGUUGUUGCGGUUGUUGCUUCCAUCAUAGCUAGCCAAGCAAUAGUUUCCGCAGCAUUUUCCAUUAUAUCUCAAGCUUUAAGUAUGGGUUGUUUCCCAAGGGUUAAGGUUGUGCACACUUCUACCAAACAUCAAGGCCAAGUUUAUAUUCCUGAAAUCAAUUAUAUGCUUAUGGUUGCAUGUAUUGUGGUUACUGCUCUCUUUAGAAGCUCGGAAAAACUGAGCAACGCAUAUGGGGUUGCAAUAGUUUGUGAUAUGGUCAUCACAACAUUCUUGGUUUCCGUUGUAAUGUUGAUUGUAUGGAAGAAAAGCAUAUGGAAAGUAUCUCUCUUUUGUAUACCAUUUGGUUGCAUUGAGUUAGUUUAUUUAUCGGCACAAAUGGUAAAGUUCAAAGAAGGUGGUUUUCUUCCUUUAGUAUCUGCAGUCAUCUUCACUGUGGUAAUGGCAAUAUGGUUUUAUGCACAAAAAGAAAGGUACAUGUUUGAACUCAAGAAUAAAGUCUCUUCCGAGUAUUUGUUAAAAUUGGUGAAUGAUCUAAACACAAAUCGCAUGCCUGGAAUUGGAGUUUUGUAUUGUGAGCUAGUACAAGGAAUUCCUCCAAUAUUCCUUCACUUCAUUGCCAACAUACCAACUAUUCAUUCAGUUGUUGUAUUUGUUUCCAUUAAGGCAAUUCCAAUUACUAGUGUUGCAUUGGAAGAGAAGUUUCUAUUUCAACAUGUGGAGCCAAGAGAAUGGAAAAUAUUUCGUUGCAUUGUAAGGCAUGGUUACAACGAUGUAAUUGGAGAUUCUAUGGAGUUUGAGUCUCAAUUGGUGCAACAUCUAAAGGAAUUUAUUACACAAGAAAGUAAGUAUAUGUUUGAUCUUGAAAAAACAACAAAAUGUGAAGAAGAUGGUGAUGAUGAAGAAAAAUCUAUAUCUUUGUCAUGUGCAUCUUUGAAUUCAAUUCAAUCACUGGAUAUGGUUGAAGGAAUUGAAAAUGAGAUAAAGGUUAUAGAUAAGGCAUUGGAAAAAGGUGUAGUGUAUAUGCUAGGGGAAACAGAGGUAGUGGCAGAUCCAAAAUCAUCAUUCUUAAAUAAGAUUGUUGUCAGCGCAUAUAACUUUUUAGGAAGGAACUUUCAACAAAGAGAUGAGUUGAUGGCUAUCCCUCGCAAGAAGCUUAUAAAGGUUGGAAUGACAUAUGAAAUAUGAUGCUCAGGAAAUUAAGAUAUAUAUGAAACUGGUAUUUUAUUAAAGAAAUAAUUAGAGUUGUACUUUACAUUUUGUUUACUUGUCGUUAAGCUUAUUUUAAUAUGUAAACUUUGUUUUUUGUUUCUCAUUUUCACAAACACAAUGAACCUCUAUAUUUGACUAUGUAUAUCCGGUUGCCUCUUGUUGGUUU
Molecule: messenger RNA, 2594 nt
Organism: Medicago truncatula (barrel medic)
Lineage: Eukaryota; Viridiplantae; Streptophyta; Magnoliopsida; Fabales; Fabaceae
Product: potassium transporter 5
Exons: 9
Coding region: 104-2404 (766 amino acids)
Biological process (GO): potassium ion transmembrane transport
Cellular component (GO): membrane
Molecular function (GO): potassium ion transmembrane transporter activity
Source: RefSeq, a predicted model, not a curated record